Messenger RNA from Acyrthosiphon pisum (pea aphid), 3365 nucleotides. Its product is annotated as zinc finger MYM-type protein 1-like. Lineage: Eukaryota; Metazoa; Arthropoda; Insecta; Hemiptera; Aphididae. The transcript has 5 exons. Gene Ontology annotation, molecular function: protein dimerization activity. The record is from RefSeq and is a predicted model, not a curated record. Bases 451 to 3345 code for a protein of 964 amino acids.
AGAGGCGGACUGGCCCGGUGGGACAGUGGGAAAUGUCCCACUGGGCCGCAUGCUUUAUGUGGCCGUCGGGCCACGCCAAUGACAAAUAAAAAACAUUCAAUAUUUAUAUUUUAAUAUUGGUUUGCUAAAUGUAUUUUCUACAUAGUCCGUGACAUGUCGUGCUGUAUGGUGUACUGUUAUCAGUUAAUGACAGUUAUGUGAAAUAAUUUUGAAAGUUAACGAUAAGAUCUAAAAAUAACUAACUGUUGGGUUAUACCUAUUACGUGAUACGUCCGUCUAUUUGAUGUCUGUGUUUUUGUGUACAGAGUACAGCUGAUAUUACAGUUUACACUGUUUACAGUUUUCAUUAAACUACCGAGUGACGACAACUAAGACUAAUCAGACUUUGUAUUGUACCAUACUUAAUUAGUUACUUAUAGUGUUCUUCUUUACUUAAUUUGUAUAUUUAAAAUGAGUGACAACAAUAAGAAAUACGUUAAAGGUGGGGCACAGAAAACCAGAGAAAAAAAUAAAAAACUGUUAACUGAUUCAGCAAAAAAAUGUAAAAAAAUAAGUAAUAUCUUUUAUAAGACAUCAUCUCCAGUAAACUCUGAAUGUGAUAGUCGUUCUACUGCUACACUACAGAAAAAGCAUACUGUACAAGAUUCAACUGGUGUUAUUAAUAUUGAUUUAGAUUCAUCUUUAACUACAAACCAAAAAACAACAGCUACAGAAAGUGUAUUGUGUGAUAGUCGUUCUACUGCUACACUACAGAAAAAGCAUACUGUACAAGAUUCAACUGGUGUUGUUAAUAUUGAUUUAGAUUCAUCUUUAACUACAAACCAAAAAACAACAGCUACAGAGAGUGUAUUGGAAAUUGAAUCUCUACAAUAUAAUUUGUCAUCCAACGAAGAAUUAUUAUUCAAACUAAAAAAGAAUGCUGAUAUUAUUGAAAAGAUAAACUUUGUCAAACAACAUCCCAUUCAACCAUCAUACUUCAGUAAUAUUCGACUAGAUUUAGAAAAGCUAUAUUUUAGAAAAACACCAGAUGAUAAAAAAAUUGCCCGGAAAUGGUUAUCAGUGUUCUGUAUUGUUAAUGAGCUUAAAGCAAUGUACUGUCCAUUUUGUAUUGUUUUUAGUUCAUCUGCUACCAUAUUUUCUAAGGGUUGUAAUAACUUUAAACAUAUUUAUGAUGUUGUUAAAAUACACGAAGAUUCUUUAACACACAGACGCUCUGUAGAAGCGUUUAUUCAAUCCACUAACGAAAAAUCCAUUGAAUUUGGUAUUAAUAACAAUUUAAUGACAUUAAAGAAAAAUCAAAUUCUAGAAAAUAUCCAUGUUAUAAACGAGAUAUUUGAAAUUAUAAAAUUACUUGGUCGUCAAAAUUUACCAUUAAGAGGUUCUAAAAAUUCUGAAAGCUUAUACAAAUGGAAUGAUGAAGACAAUCUAAAUAAAGGAAAUUUUUUGGAGUUGGUACAGUUUACGGCUAAACGAGAUGCUACACUGUACAAACAUUUGAAUACUGCCAUAGAAAACAGCAAACGCAGAAAAGCAAAUUUGGAAAAGAAAUCAUUGGUUUCUUGUGGCAGGGGUUCACUUGUAACUUUACUGUCUAAAAAUACAGUAAAUAAAGUUAUUCUAUCUAUUGUGAAGUCAAUAAGAGAUAAAAUUAAAUUGGAAUUAGGUGAACAACAUUUUAGUUUGCAGAUUGAUAGUACACAAGAUGUUAGUGUUGUAGAUCAGGCAGCAGUGUGCAUCCGGUAUAUUUAUGAAGGAGAAGUAAAAGAAAGGCUAUUUGCCUUAUUAAAAGUGGUAGAUUCUUCUGGAAAUGGCUAUUAUAAUAUGUUAAAACAACUUUUUUCUGAACAUUCGAUUAAGUUCAACAAUAUCAUUGGUGAAUCAUUUGAUGGAGCAGCAAACAUGAGAGGGGAGUACUCUGGUCUACAAUCCAAAAUUAAAAACCAAGAAAACCCAAAAGCCAUUUAUAUAUGGUGUUACAGUCAUGUACUCAAUUUAUGCAUAUGUGAUACUUGUAAAAGUUUGGAAGCUAAGAAUUUAUUUGGAUUUUUGAAUCGAUUAUCAACAUUUUUUAGUGAAUCAUAUAAACGUAUGCUUGUUUGGUUACAAGAAAUUAAUUCAAGUUUGGGUUCAAAUAAAUUAAAAAAACUUCAAAAAAUAGGGGAAAAUAAUACACGAUGGUGGUCUCGAGAAAAAGCGUUGUAUUGGAUAUUUGAUGGAGAUCAGUGUCUUUUUCCAAUAAUUAUUUGUGCUCUAUAUCAUAUUUCCAUUUCUAGUAACUUUGAACCUAAAGUUUGUUUUGAAGCAUCUUCUUUAUUACAUAAUUUAUGUAACUUUAAGAUAAUUCUUACGGCUCAUAUAUUUUUGAAUAUCUUUAAAAUUGUUGGACCAACUUCUCGUUACCUUCAGACAAAAGGUAUGGAUUUAUUAUCAGCCUGGGGUAUGAUAGAUUCUAUAAAACAAGAAAUUGGACGGCUAAGUUUUGACUGUAUUUUAAACAAAUCUAUAAAUUUUUCGAAUAAUAUGAAUGAUUUACUUAGUAGUAUGAAUCUUCCUGAUGAUAUAUUAGUUUCAAGUACGUUUCCUGUUACAAGGAAAAGCAGAAAAAAGAGAAUGUAUGAUGAAAUAUGCGAAGAUGAAUCACCAGAAUUACCACUAGACAAGUUUAGAGUAGAUACAUAUCAAACAAUAGUUGACCAGAUAACUAUAAGUUUAAAUGAACGUUUUACUGACAACAAUAAAUUGAUAGCAGAUGUUCAGUACUUAUUACCUAAAAAUUUUAAACUAAUUGAACAAAUGCCAAAUACUGCAUUAAAACAUUUGGCAAAUUUAGCAAAUUUAGAACACAUACAACUUUGUUUAGAACUUAAAAACUUUUCUAAAGUUUAUCCAAAGAUAAACAUGUCUACAAUAGAGAAAACUAAACAAAUAUACCAUCAGCUUGAUACUGAAUCAGAUGAAAAUACAGAUGACAAUGAAGAGAAUAUGUAUGAGAAUACAGCAUUUCCUUGUAAAAAUAAAACCACCAUUCAUGAUACAAACAAUUGCUUGCAAUGUGUAUAUAAACUUUUAUACAACUUAAAUAUGCAUGUCUCUGCAUAUAGUGUAUUAUGUGCUUCUUAUGAGUUUUUUCUCACAUUAUCAGUCACCGAAGUCAACUGUGAAAGAACAUUUAGCAAAUUAAAGUUGGUUAAAACAAGAUUAAGAGCUAAUAUGUGCCAAGAGAAUUUGGAAGCACUUUUAAUCAUGAGUGUAGAAAAACAGUUAUUAAAUGACAUAGAAAUAACAAAGGUCAUUGAUUAUUUAAAAGCUAGUUCUAGUGUUAUGAGUAAAAUGUUUUCUUUGUAAUUUUCAUGUUAUUAAUAAUA